UUUAAUAAUCUUUUGUAAAGAACUUGAUAUAUAUAUUCUUAAAAAUUUUUUAGUAAGAUAUUAUAUCUUUGUUUCAAUAUUACAACAGCUAAAAAGUAGAAUAUAGUUGUUUUGAUGAUAAUAUCAAAACAAUUCUAAUUCUUGAAAAUAUUGUUAUUUCUUAUCUGACAUUUUUUCCUCUUAACCCAGAAAAAUUAAUAAUGUUGAAUAAUGAAAAUAUAUUUUUUCUAAUAAAAUUAUAUACAAAAUUUUUUAUAAGCAAGUUGUGUCUGUUUAUUGUGGCAUAUCAUCUCAUUUCAAUAUUUAAUAUUUCAAAAAUAAAACUAUUCUCAAAACAAGAAUGCUCUUUUUUUCAAUAUUUUCUGAGACAAGACUAAUUUUUUACCAAGUUCCAUUAAAACGCAGAUGGCAUCGUUACUACAUUAAUGAUAUAUUUUUUAAUUAUAAUCAAAGGAACACGUAAAUGGCAUCUGAGGUAUUUGCGUAACAAAUGUUUCACCGAUAGCGCGCGUAUCAUUGAUAGAGAACGGGAAGUGUCAUUUGUGAUAAUUCGGUUUAUAUGAAAGAAUAUGCUCGCUUAUUCACAUAUCUUUCCUCUCAGUAAACAGUCAGUAGUAAAAUCGCUCACAGGCAGAAAUGCGUUUCGAAAUAUGUCGCGUCUCGCUUCUUGUUCUUGCCUGCGUUUUCGUUUUCAUAGGCACCGCAAUCGCAGCGUGCACCACUAGCAGAUACGAAGAUGGAUUUGGCGACCGUUUAAAAUGUUCCAACGUGACGUUAAAUACCACCCUAGUUUCUGGCGAGCAGGUCCUAAGGGACAUCAUGAUCUUCCAGUCGCGGAUAGAAAACAUUCCCGAUCGGACCUUUCAGAAAUACAGUACAAAUUUAAUUUCUUUGAACAUGCACGACUGCGGCAUCAAAGAAAUUUCCGGUUACGCAUUCGACGGUCUGAGGAAAUUGAAAAAGCUCGGUCUGCCGUACAACUACAUCACGUCGGUGAGAGAUCAAUGGUUCGCCGGUCUGACGUCUCUCGAGCAACUGGAUUUGUCAUACAAUCUCAUCACGUCGAUCGAGCCUACUGUCUUCGAGAGAUUGCGUGGUCUCAAAUGGCUUGAUAUCAGGGAGAACCGUUUGACAUGUCUGGAAUCGACUCAGCUUGUACCGAUGGCCGGUCUCGAGAAGUUUCGCUUCUCCGGAAAUCCCCUCACCUUCCGAUGCCGCGGCACGUUGACAUUGUGGCUGCGAGAUCUGGGGAUAAAUUACAAAGCUGAGCAAAAUGGACAGGAAAAUUGGCUGGAUAGCGUAUUGUGGCUAUGCGCCGCGGACGACGAUAAGAUAGCGGACUCUGAGGUUCUCAUGAAGGAAUGCAUCAUUCUGAAUCUGUUCAAUCAACUUCGCACCGGUUUGACUACGGCCGAAUUUUUUCCCCUAUUCACCCCCCAGGAAUGCAUAAACGCGAGAAACGAGCUCACGAAAUGUAUCGCUGCGGAUCGCAAAUACGGCAGAGAAGUUAUUACUAACGGACACGUCGUGAGAAAACUGUUAAGGCAGUUGAAAGAAUCGAAAUCUGCAUAAUGCAAUGGAUAUAUAUUUAUAUAUUUGAGAGAAAUUGUUAAUUUAUUAUAAAAUUAUCUUUACAUUUUUUGUACGCACGCACGCACCCCCCCCCCCACACACAAUAAAUGUAAAAAAAAUUUAUAAUAAAUUUUCAUUUAUAAAAAUAAAAAAUUUCAAUAUGAAAUCGCAUAAUUACACUAUUGUCAAUUACAUAAGUUGAUAAAACAGUAACAUUAAUUUUACUUUUCAAAAAUUAGCUUGUACAAAACAAUAUGCAACUUGUUAAAGUAUUGUCUACAUUACUCAAUUUUCAUUUAUUUUAUAUCUGUGUUAUUAAAUAUUGCUUAUCUAUAUAAAUAAAAA
Monomorium pharaonis (pharaoh ant) is the source of this 1917-nucleotide messenger RNA. RefSeq names its product insulin-like growth factor-binding protein complex acid labile subunit. The record is from RefSeq and is a predicted model, not a curated record. The transcript has 3 exons. Lineage: Eukaryota; Metazoa; Arthropoda; Insecta; Hymenoptera; Formicidae. Bases 637 to 1572 code for a protein of 311 amino acids. Gene Ontology annotation, molecular function: protein binding.